Heteronotia binoei (common prickly gecko) is the source of this 1217-nucleotide messenger RNA. RefSeq names its product proteasome 20S subunit beta 5 (gene PSMB5). The record is from RefSeq and is a predicted model, not a curated record. Bases 39 to 923 code for a protein of 294 amino acids. NCBI's taxonomy places the organism in Eukaryota, Metazoa, Chordata, Lepidosauria, Squamata, Gekkonidae. Gene Ontology annotation, cellular component: proteasome core complex. The transcript is spliced from 3 exons. Gene Ontology annotation, molecular function: threonine-type endopeptidase activity.
CCCUCACGCAACAUGGCGCCCGGAGCUUUAUAUAGGAGAUGGGCCGUAGCUCUUCCCUGAGUCACUGCUGCUCGCCCACAUCCAAGAUGGCGCUGGCCAGCCUGCUGGAGCCGCAACAGACCGUGAACCGGGCCGGGUACUUCGGUUUGGGCGCCGGCUGCGAAUUUCGGUUGGCCGCGCUCAGCUCUUACGAUGGAGGAGAAAAGGGGCCGGAGGCCGCGGGAUUGCACUUGUCUCUGGCCGCCCCUUGUCCCAGCACCGCCGCGGUGGAUGCCAAGAUCGAGCUCCUGCACGGGACCACCACUUUGGCCUUCAAGUUCCAGCAUGGUGUGAUUGUAGCGGUAGACUCACGGGCCACCGCAGGAGUCUACAUCGCAUCACAAACGGUUAAGAAGGUCAUCGAGAUCAAUCCUUACCUCCUUGGCACCAUGGCUGGCGGUGCAGCGGAUUGCAGCUUCUGGGAGCGGCUGCUGGCUCGGCAGUGCCGCAUCUACGAACUCCGCAACAAGGAGCGCAUCUCGGUGGCCGCUGCCUCCAAGCUGCUGGCCAACAUGGUGUAUCAGUACAAGGGCAUGGGGCUGUCCAUGGGCACCAUGAUCUGUGGCUGGGACAAGCGAGGGCCAGGCCUGUACUACGUGGACAGCGAAGGGAACCGGAUCUCAGGCACAGUUUUCUCAGUGGGGUCCGGUUCUGUCUAUGCCUACGGGGUGAUGGACCGGGGCUACUCUCCCAAUCUCUCGGUCGAGGAAGCCUACGAUCUGGCCCGUCGUGCCAUUUACCAGGCUACGUACCGCGACGCCUACUCAGGGGGCACCGUCAACCUCUACCACGUCCGUCAGGAUGGCUGGAUCCGUGUCUCGAGCGACGACGUGGCCAAACUACACGAAUCGUUCAACGACACAACCGCCGAGACAGUGGCUUAAGCUAGAGGACUGUGGCGGGUGGGCUGAGGCUCAGAACUUGGCAUUGUAGGGGCUGUUGGCAGCAGAGAAUUUGCAUAUGUAUAGAAUAGGUGGGAGCGUGGUUUAUCCAUUAAGCAAAAUGGGGUAGGGGUCAGCCAACACGAUGGAAGAAGAUUUGGGUCCUCUUAUUGGCGGGAGGGACAGGAACACGCCCCCAGGUUGGCCGUUGUGGGGUACGUUUGUCUCAUGCUUGUGGCCGGUGUUCCCUGUAGCAAAAUACUUUGCUUGUUCUGAAUAAAAUUUUUACUCUCCCAA